This is a messenger RNA of Rotaria socialis, 315 nucleotides long. The record is from the annotation of a GenBank genome assembly. Lineage: Eukaryota; Metazoa; Rotifera; Eurotatoria; Philodinida; Philodinidae.
AUGCACGACGUUUUUCGUAACAGAAAUCGUAAUGAUUUGUUAAUUUACUAUCAAAGGGUUAUUCAACCUUAUCAACAUUUGAAAUCAUUAUUCAAGCAAUUCAAGAUACCAAAAGUUAAUAGACGACGAAGUCAUUCACGUCAUGUGAAUUCUAGAAGAUCUAUAAAAAAAAGUGUUACAUCGAAUGAAACAGAAACAUUUUCAAGUGAUGAAGAAGAAGAAGAAAUUUUGAUUAAUCCAAAUGCCGAUAUUGAUCAUGUUGAUUUCUUGAAUGAAUCUGUAUUAAAUAAUAUCAGUGAUCUUUUUUCAUUUUGA